CUGGCGUUGGUGACGGCGCAGUCAGCUCGUCCCAGCGGUGGCAGAGCGCGCGCGGUCACGCUGCGUCAGUGCGUGGCAUCCUAACACCAGACUGAACGAGGAGAGGCUUCAGCGCUACAGACAGAGCAGCUUCUGUGGAAGACGUCCUCCUCCUGUUUCGUUUUGUUCGUGUUUUGGAGAAGGUGGACCUGCUGUUCACCUGAGUUCAGACUUGGUCAGCCUGGAUUUUUGACCUGAUCAGCCAAUGGCGCUAACGGUGAACCUGAUUGGCCCUUCACCAUGGGGCUUUAGGAUAUUUGGAGGAAGGGACUUCAAGAGGGCCAUAACUAUAUCAAAGGUCAACGGAGGCAGCAAGGCAGAGCAAGCUGACCUGCAACCUGGUGACAUAAUCUUGGAAAUCAAUGGUGAAAACACAGUGGACAUGCUGAAUGUGGAGGCCCAGAACAAGAUUAAGAACUCCAAGACUCAUCUGCAGCUAGUGGUGGAGAGACCUGAGCCCUCCAGUCCUGGACAGACCAACGGCAUGAACACCCCAGAACAGCUUACUGAACGCUUCCAGGAUGUAGUUGUAAUGAGGCAAGAUGAGAACCAGAACUACAGAGAUUACUCAGUCUCAAGCCCUACAUCACUGUUUUCACCAGAGUCUCCUGCCAGCCCCAACGGAAGGGGGGGGAGGCUGACUCCAACCAUUAACAAAAGUGUCCAGCUGCGCUCAUGGUCACCAGAAGAAAAAAGCAAUCGGCUAUCCAGACCCCUCUCUCAGGAGUUCUCCACCUCAGAUUUCAGAAAUAACUCCUUCUCCAGCCGGACCCCAACCCCUCCAGGACGCGCCUCGCCACAGAGUCCUGUGGACCGGGAUGUGCCCAUGUCCCCCAGACGAAGCAGUUCCAGUUCUGACUUUGCAAUGCAGAGAUUCGAUAGGGACUCUGAGGUCUUCAAGAUGAUUCAGGAGAACAAGGAGACCCGCACGACUCCUCGACAGUCCAACACCUUCAAAAUGCUACAAGAGGUGCUGGAGGCGGACGAAAAAGAAGCAGCUCUGCGGUUUCCAGGAAAGCUUUCACCCAACCCACCUAAACCAGGUCCAUCAGUGGGAGGAGUCAGCAAAUCUCAUACCUGUGCAAAGUGUGGCAGCAGCAUUUUAAACCAGGUGGUGCGCAUCACAGAUGGUCACUACCUCCACCCAGAGUGCUACACUUGCCCAGAUUGUGGCCUUAAUCUUCGAAUGAGAGGCCACUUUUGGGCUGGAAAUGUGAUGUAUUGCGAGAAGCAUGCCAAAGAUCGCUACCAGGGUCCUGGCAGCUCACUGCUAGCACCCUGCCAGUGAGCCAGUGUCCUGGCGUCCCCAUCAAGCCAGCCACUCCACAUCUGCCCCACUGUGGACGAGGAAUGCUGUUUUUCUGUCUGAAACUUCUCCUUUGACUCAUUUACUUACUUUGGACAUUGCAUGGGGUUUGACAAUAGAUUAAUGAAUUUUAUCACAUUUAACCAUAUUUUGCAAUAUUGCGACAUACCUUCUUGCUUUAUUUGUAAAUGUAUGUUAUUUGUGGAUGUUUGCUUCGAACAGCUUGGAUAUUUUGUACUUCAUGGGUUAAUUUUUUCUUAAUAAUUCACAGCUUUGAUUAAAAUUAAUCACCCCACUGUAAUAAGGUCAUGUUUGGUUGAAGUGAUCUUAGUAUCCGCUGACUCUGAAAGUGAGGAUCCCAAACUAAAUGUGAUGCGGACACAAAAAGAUCAAGUUCUAUCCUACCCUGCUGCAUACUGAACACAGACAGGUGUGUGUGGGUGUGUGUGGAUGCAUGCUUUUACAUGCAAGAGCGUGGUGCCUUGGGUAUAUUUUCCUUUAGUUCUGAGCAUACGUACAUCAGAGAAAGGAAAAUGACAUGAAUUGCUUUGGACUUGAGGAGUUUAUCAGAGUUGCAAUGAUUAAACCAAAAAGCCAAUGUUUGCAUUUCUUUUUAAACUAAGUUUGAGUAGAAGUUGUUUAGUGCAUUUUGCAUUCUGUCCAGGGUCUGACAAAGGCCUCAGGCAGUCUCAGCUGACAGAAGAUGAGAGGCAGGGUUCACAUGGACAGAAUGCUGGGUUAAAAAAUCACACAAAUAAGCAAAUGUUUUCCUAGUCAAGCUGCAGAAUAUUAUGCUAAAAUCCUUCUGAACUGUGGGAAGAGCCUUAAUUACACUGAGACAACCCGCCCAAGCCUGAGGAGAACUUGCAAAGUUUGUACACAAACCCUCUUGGUGUGAAGCAAUGCAGCACCCUGCAGUGCAGCUUAGGAGUCUACAGGUGAUUGGCAGGAGGGAAUUUCAGCCCACCAGUUGUUUAGAUGUUUCGUAGUUUUUGAAGGAAUGGAGAUUCAUUUAAUAUAAAAAAUACAUGUGAUGGCUAUUUUUUCUAUGCUGUAAAACAUAAAUAUAAAUAAAAUAUGGACAAGAAUUUAGUAAAAGAAUUGACUACCCACUUGUGCAGAGACAUCAGUACACUCCAAUAUUUCAUGUUGCACUUAAUAAACAGCACAUCCUGAAGCUC
Messenger RNA from Oryzias latipes (Japanese medaka), 2526 nucleotides. RefSeq names its product PDZ and LIM domain 2 (mystique) (gene pdlim2). Lineage: Eukaryota; Metazoa; Chordata; Actinopteri; Beloniformes; Adrianichthyidae. The record is from RefSeq and is a predicted model, not a curated record. Gene Ontology annotation, cellular component: stress fiber; filamentous actin; adherens junction. Gene Ontology annotation, molecular function: muscle alpha-actinin binding; actin binding. Gene Ontology annotation, biological process: actin cytoskeleton organization; heart development; muscle structure development.